This is a messenger RNA of Eucalyptus grandis, 1423 nucleotides long. Its product is annotated as (3S,6E)-nerolidol synthase 1-like. The record is from RefSeq and is a predicted model, not a curated record. Gene Ontology annotation, molecular function: terpene synthase activity; magnesium ion binding. Lineage: Eukaryota; Viridiplantae; Streptophyta; Magnoliopsida; Myrtales; Myrtaceae.
UGUUUCAACGGUUUCUACACAAAAUGAAUGAUGGAACUCAGAAUAAAAAGCCACAGGGCAAUGACAUUUUGGGUUUCACAAGUUUAUUUGAGGCUUCCCAACUUGGCAUUGAAGGAGAAGAUGCUCUCGAUCAAGUAGGAGAGUCAACCCGUCAACGCCUCCAUUCAUCUUUGGCCGAUCUUGACCACGUUCAAACUAGAUUCGUGAGAAAUUCACUUGGCAAUCCGUUCCACAAGAGCUUGGCCAGGUUCACGGCUAAUGAUUUGAGGAAUUUUGUGGGACAUUCGUGUAGCUGGACCAAGAAUUUAGGGGAACUUGCCCAUUUGGACAUGAACAUUGUAAGAUCCGUGCAUCAACGGGAAAUCCUCCAAGUCUCGAAUUGGUGGAAAGAACUGGGCAUGGCAAAGGAACUGAAGUACGCAAGGAACCAGCCAAUGAAGUGGUACAUAUGGCCAAUGGCCAUCCUCACCGAAACAGGCUUGUCCCAGGAGAGAGUGCUCGUCACCAAACCCAUCUCAUUCAUCUACAUCAUCGAUGACAUUUUUGACGUCUAUGGCACGAUCGGAGAUCUCACCGCGUUCACGGAUGUUGUCAACAGAUGGGAAUGCACUGAAAAAGACAACAUACCAGACUACAUGAGGACGUGCUUUCAUGCUUUGGAUGAUAUUACCAAUGAAUUCAGCUUGGCGGUGUACAAAAAUCAUGGGUGGAACCCAUUGUGCUCCUUAAGGAAGACGUGGGCAAGCCUGCUAAAUGCCUUCUUGGUGGAGGCAAGAUGGCUUGCCAGUGGUCACUCCCCGACAACACAAGACUACUUGGACAACGCAAUUGUCAGCUCCGGAGUGCACGUCUUGUUGGUCCACUUAUUCUUCAUCUUGGGUGAGAGAAUCACCGAAAGUGUUGAUCAUUUAGAAAAUAUACCUGAAAUUGUAUCUUCCACAGCUUCAAUUCUUCGUCUUUGGGACGACUUGGGAAGUGCCGAGGACGAGUUCCAAGAUGGCCGAGAUGGGUCAUAUGUGGAAUGCUACAAGCGAGAAUUCCAUGGCUCUUCAGAAGAAGCGGCACGAGACCAUGUGAAGAAGAUGAUCUCGGAGGCAUGGAAGAGGCUCAACAAGGCAUGUCUCUAUCCUCAAACAUUCACCAAGUCCUUCAGCAAGGUCCUGAACACAGCCAGGAUGGUCCCGCUGAUGUACAAUUACGACGACAGCCAUUCACUCCCUCUCCUUGAACACCACAUGAAGUCAUUGCUCUUUAAAGGCUCUACCUUCUAAGGGCUUUGCAUCUUUAUCAUCGACCAUAUGGCUAUGUUUAGGCAUAUGGAUUUCUAGCCAAAAUAGGAUUAGAUAAGAUAUGAUAUGAUAUCCAAGGAUUUCGUUAUAUCAUAUCUAAUGUGUAAUUACUUACAAUAACAAAACUUAUGAGG